ACAAGAACAUGAACCACAAGCAUUAAAUUCUACAAGGCCGACGACUCCCAGACUGUUGCCACAGUCUACAAUCGCCAAUAUGCAUCCAUCUCGUCAAGCCUACGUGGAGGAGGUUGAACCCGAGAGGUGUCGUCGCUGUCGCAAGUGGGGACCCUGUAGCUGAUAAAUCCUCCAGGAUGUCGGCAUCGACCUGGCAAACAUCCCUCUCGACCGCGACUAUGAUAUGCCCUCUGCAGGCCCGGGCCUGGCUCCCGAGCGAGCUUCGGCUUUCCAGGAGCAGAUGGAUAGGAGGAGGAGAGAGGCGCAGAUUGUGGUGCCUACAGAUGACGAGAGAGUGCGAGCACGACUUAGGGAGAUUGGGCAGCCUAUAACGUUAUUCGGGGAAGAUAAAGCGCUUCGACGAGACAGAUUACGGAAGCUCCUCGCGAUAGAAGCCGAGAUCAACGCAGCAGAAGAAGAAGAUGGCGACGAGGAAAUGCGAGACGCGGCAGACGAGCAGAACGAGCAGGAAGAAGAGUUCUAUACCAAAGGCUCGCAGGACUUGGUGGAGUGCAGGAAGCGGAUCGCGAGGUACUCGUUGCCGAGAGCGAAGAAGCGGCUUAUGGUGCAAAAGGUCGAGGCUACGAUUCCGUUACGGACGCACGUCAAGUUCAGGAAGGCGAUCAGGGAGCGUCUGCAAGGGUUUGAGCUUCAGGGAAGUCAGACUGCUGGAGAACGACCCGUGAGCAUAACACGGUUCUCGCCCAACGGGGAAAUCAUCGCUGCUGGAAAUUGGGGAGGUGGCAUCAAGCUGCUUAAUGUUCCAGGUCUCGAUGUCAUACGUACUCUUCGUGGACAUACGGAUCGAGUUGGCGGAGUCUCGUGGUACCCAGAUGCUACACUUCCAGGCAGUACAGUCUCACCAGACUCCGUCAAUCUUGCAUCAGGAGGCGCGGAGGGAAAAGUGCACUUGUGGUCUCUGAACAAAGAUACUCCAAUCUCUACUUUAGAAGGUCACAACCAGCGAGUUUGCCGAGUCGAGUUCCACCCCUCAGGUCAAUACCUAGCUUCAGCAUCGGAAGAUACUACAUGGCGGCUCUGGGACGUGGAGACAUCCACCGAACUCCUUCUCCAAGAAGGUCAUUCUCGAGGUGUGUUCACAGUUGCUUUCAAUACAGAUGGUUCUCUACUCGCCAGUGCCGGAAUGGAUAGCAUAGGUCGCAUCUGGGAUCUCCGCACAGGACGCACAGUAAUGAUCCUCGAAGGCCAUAUCAAGCCCAUCUACACUCUCGACUGGGGCUCUGACGGCCACCGCGUCCUUUCCGGCUCCGGCGACGGCUGGGUCAAGUGCUGGGACGUCCGCAAAGUGCAACCAGUGGGCGGAAUCGGCGCUCACAAAUCCGUCGUCUCGGAUCUUCGCUGGUAUAAAGGCCAAGACGACCCUUCGACAGGCACUAUUCCCGAACUCGACGAGCAAGGUGCGAGGAGGCCGAAGAAUUCGGGGACCUUCUUCGUCUCGGGGGGGUUUGACAAGAAUGUUAAUAUCUUCUCGGCGGACGAUUGGAGCUUGGUGCAGAGCUUGAGUGGGCAUACGGGGAAUGUGCAUAGUGUGGAUGUGUCGAGGGAUGCGAGGUGGAUUGUUAGUGGUGGUUAUGACAGGACGGUGAAGCUUUGGGGGAGGAAUGAUGGGUUGGGAUUGUGAGAUGCGGGGCAGCAGAGAGAUGAAUGAAUAAGUACUGUCUAGAUGCAUGUUGAUAUACCAAGAAGCAGUAAGGUAC
This is a messenger RNA of Mollisia scopiformis, 1757 nucleotides long. RefSeq names its product U4/U6 small nuclear ribonucleoprotein-like protein Prp4. The transcript is spliced from 3 exons. Bases 224 to 1681 code for a protein of 485 amino acids. Gene Ontology annotation, biological process: mRNA splicing, via spliceosome. Gene Ontology annotation, molecular function: protein binding; U6 snRNA binding; U4 snRNA binding. Gene Ontology annotation, cellular component: U4/U6 x U5 tri-snRNP complex. The record is from RefSeq and is a predicted model, not a curated record. Lineage: Eukaryota; Fungi; Ascomycota; Leotiomycetes; Helotiales; Mollisiaceae.